AUGUCAUUGUGUCCGCAUCAGUACACCCGGUCCAGGCUUAGCGGGCUGUUGUCGACGCAAUGCAGCAGCCCCGGCCGCUGGCACCGGAGUUUGUGCAUACCCUGUCCAGGAAACGCAGCUAAUGUGUCGACCUCCACUCCGUUCAACCACGAUUCUGCCGCGAAAGAAGACCACCUUGCAAAUGCGACAAUAAAGCUCGACUCGAUUGCCAACGGCGAUUCGCCCGAGAAUGAAAUCUCCACGGGAGACCGACAAUCGAGGUUGAGCGACGACCCUAGCCAUCAAGAUGAGACUCUUACGCGCAAUUCCAACAGCGCUUCUCGCCAGACGAAUUCACGCCCUCGAAGGAAUUUCGCCCAGUCAAUAAGCAAAACAUUUGUCCGCAAGAGAUUGAACGCACAUGGUAACCCUCACAAGCUCACCCAUCAUAUCACUCGCCGGCUUAAUGCCGAACUUCGGACCAACAAGAGAUACCUCAACGAGAGAUCGCUGGGUCUUGCAAUUGCCAUUCGGGGAGAUAACCUUUACUCACGAGAGCUGGGUCUCCGACAAUGGAGGAUUGCGUACAAAGAAGUUUAUGUGUCCAAGCGUUAUGGGCGAGAGAUUACGAAUAAGAGCUUGAUACCAGCGUUAAAGGAAGAUGGCACUGAGCUCUUGGAAAAGGCUCGCUCCGACUGCCGCGGCAGCUUUCGAGAGACAUGGCAUGCCCUGGACCGGCCCACGAAAGCCAGACACUGGCAGCGUUUGGCUUUCUGGAUGAUGCAACACGACCCCAAGGCUUUGCCAGACUUUUUGCUUGUCACAACGGAAGGCAAUGACAAGCCACAAUUUACCAUUACUUUUGACUGCAUUCGGUUCCUGGAAAAUUUCUACUAUGCAGACUGGUUGCAGGAUUGGCGAAGUGGCACUCACACCUACCAGUCGCUAGUUGAAUCUUGUCUUCCACCACGAGACUGGCCUAUCGUUACCUUGGCGCAAAAGGGUGUUCGGCUGUACGUCCGGCGAGCGGGUCAUCAAGCGGUCGUGUCAGCUUUUCGCAUUGUAAGGGAGAGAACGAAUCAGAUGUGCGGAGAAACGGCACUAUGCUUCAUGUGGCGGUUUACGGAACUGGGAGAGAUAGAGCUCGCUCUGAAAGCUCUCGAACUCACUCUACAGCUAAAAGAUUUGAAAAAAGAUUCGAAAGGAGUGAUGCGUCAUUGCUGCAAGCUUUUGACAUUGGACACUGUCAAAGAUGACAAAACCGGGCGCAACUUUCACAUUCUCCCACGGCUGCUGAAGCUGGGCAUCCAGCCAGACCGCGACAUGAUGAAUGUGGUCCUCGCCAACGCAUUCAAAACUGGCGACCCGCGGAUCGGUAAUGACAUGCUGCAAUACAUGAAAGACCAAGAACACAUCUUCGACUCAUACACCUAUCUCACCCUCCUCCAAGAUGCUAUUGCGCGCGGGGACAGGGGCCAAGCCGACUCCUUGAUCCACGAAGUCGAGACGCAGGAAGACCUUCGCAAAAAUCCCUUUCUUGCUAGCAAGAUCUUCCAUUCACACUACACCUUUUCCGUCAAGCAUAUGGAUGCCGACGCCGACCCCUCAAGGGUCUUCUACAGCAUGCUUGACAUGUAUAAUCAACUCUACGACAUCAGGCCUCUCAAGGAGCUCACCAUUGUCCCUCCACACUACACACCCCGCGAAGGUUCUAAAAUCCCACCUGGCCCGGUUGUUCUCUUCCUCAUGAUUGCCACCUUUUUCCGUUGUCAGAGAGGCCUACCAAGCGUUCAACGCAUCUACAGCCGAUUCCGCGAGUUUGCGCAGCAGGGACAUCCCCUCAUUGCCCCUCUGGCAGCAACCGACCACGUCUAUAACGAAUUCCUCAUUGCCCUGCGUGGAGAUGCCCGUGGAUUGAGGUCAUGUGUGCAUCUCGUGGAAGAUAUGCUGAAGCCUUCCAGCUCAGAGGUGAAUGGUCAGAAGAUCGACCACGCCAAACCAUCCAUGCGUACUUGGUGUAUCCUUCUCAGUGCCUUCCUUUGGAACGGACACCAGCAGGCGGCUACCAAGAUUCGCCAAAUGAUGGACAAGCAUAAAGUGAAGUACAAUGGGGCGACCUGGAACGUCAUCAUCAAUGGCUACGCCAAUCAGCAGGAUAUCCCGCAGACAGCCAAGGCCAUCAAGAAGAUGGAAGAAGACGGUUUCGCCAUCGACCCUUACACAAUGAAAAGUCUACGCUACCUGCGUGACCCCGAGCGCCUCUGGGUAGCUAUCGAUGAGCUGGACCAGACCAUCCCAGAAGCGACGCCUGCGCAGCCGACACAACAGCCCGAGUCUACUCCGAAGGUGGUCGGCAGUAGUGACGAGCAGCAGCAAGAAAGGCUACUUGAUGAGGGUCUGGGGAAGUUGGGGACCAAGAUGAAACCCAAACUGUGA
Molecule: messenger RNA, 2415 nt
Organism: Penicillium argentinense
Lineage: Eukaryota; Fungi; Ascomycota; Eurotiomycetes; Eurotiales; Aspergillaceae
Product: pentatricopeptide repeat protein
Exons: 1
Coding region: 1-2415 (804 amino acids)
Molecular function (GO): protein binding
Source: RefSeq, a predicted model, not a curated record